AUGGAGCACGACAACGUGGCCGAUGAAAAUAGUCCUACCGGACUACCAUCACUUGACAAUGAGGCACCGAUAUGGAGUAUUUUACCUUCAUAUGACAUGUAUGCAUCUACUAUUUUCAAGAGUGUAAAUGUAUCAAAUGAAGGCCCGGAACCUCCGAUGUAUGAGCAUUCAUCAAUUUCAUCAGCAGAUUCCAAUCCUUUCUCGAGCAAUUCGAAUACUACAGCCACAACCUCUGUGGCGGGAGGAAGGGGACUUGAUGGUGAAAGAUUGAUCUUAGCAGACCAAUCUUCAAGUCUGUGGCAGGAAACUAUAUUGGAUAAUACUCACAGGUUGAAGAAUUUAACGGAUACUCGUAACACUGUUUCAAACGGUGUCAAACUUGAAGUCUUUUUUACAAAAGAGGUUGGCGAUUUUGGCAAGAAAUUGGAAAUAAUAGAUCCAACUCUCCACGAGUAUAAGCAAGGCGAUUUGUUGAAUGGCUAUGUUGUUAUCGCUAAUGAAACAAAUGACGAAAUUCCCUUCGAUAUGUUUAAUGUUCUUUUGGAAGGUAAUUUUAUUGUUUCAAAUACUAAAAAUGCAGCUGAUAAGAGACCGGUAGUAAUCAAAAAAUUUUUGGAAAUUUUUGAUUUUAGUGCUUCUUGGACAGAAGCGUAUGUGAAUAGAUUACUAGAAGAUAAACUGGAACAAUAUUUUUGCCCUUAUCAGCAUGAUCCGAUUGAUGGCACCCUCAUUUCAAUGAGAGGAAGACUGUUAUUGCCGAAGGAGACGUAUAAAAGGUUUUUCAAUUUUAAAAUUCCAGAAUCACUUUUAGAUUCCCAAUGCAAUGAACAUAAUUUAAGUAGUCAUGUCGAAUUGCCACCUACUUUGGGACUUUCCAAAUAUGAAGCGCCUUUGAAUCUGAAUACUCAUAUGAAAGAUUUCUCAUUCGUGGACUCUUCAGUGAGUUAUGAUGUUCUAGCUAGAUUUAUUGGACGCAAAUCGGCAUAUAAUGUAGACGAGGACUUGCGUGAUAUCGAUAGAACAAAAUUGGUCAACAACAGUGGAGACGAAUAUGUUAUCUUAAAGGAAAGAAGAAAUUACAUUAGGGUCGUUAAAGAAUCGAAACGUUUCACUGAAAAUGAAAAACUAAUGAAAUUAACUGAAAACAGAGUACUUUAUGAUAUGUUUAUGAGAAGUUUAGAUCAAAAAAUUGAGUCAGGAAACCAACUUGUGAAGUUUAUCAAUGAAGGAAAUGUGGGAGAAAUUAUAGAUGGUUCGACUAGACUAGCGGAAGCUGAAUUGCAAAUAGAGAAGGCAAAACAAUGCUAUAGAAGAGGCCCCUACAGAGAUAUAAAGCAACAGUCUUUCAAAGAAAAUAUCGAAGUAGUACACCCAAUUAAUAAAAGUAAUAUUCUCGGUCUGGUGAAACAACUAGGAUGCGUGCGGAUACAAGUACCCAAAGUUGAUCAUAUAGUGAAAUAUAUCCCUCCUCCAAGGUUCAGAAGGACUGAGAAAGUAAUAGAAUCACCUCGACUAUUAGACGUUCAAAUCGAUUUUUCAAUUGACCUCCCAUUUCAAAACAAAAAAGGGCCAGAAUUGCGACUGAUUUCGUGCGAUUUAGUCGUAUUUACAUUCAAGUCUAAUGGUGACCAAAUUCCAAUCGAGCUAAAUCAUGACUUAUUGUAUAAAAAUGAGUGUAUUCCACAACUUGAAUAUGUAGGGGAUUCGGAUAAUUUCACACAGCAUACAAAGUUACCUGUACGCUCGAAAAGUCUUGAAAUUGGUAAACUUUUGACUAAACUAGGACAUCAAAACUACAAGCUUGAAAGUCAGUUUGUGCGUGACAUGAAGGCCAUUUGCAAAAUGGAUGAAAAUUACAUGAAUUUAGAACUCACCGAUAUACUGAUACAAGCAAAUGGAAAUGAAUAUGAGAACAAUCAAAGAUCGUUGUCUGCUAUCCGUUCAAUUUCAACCUGUUCGUCGAAACCUGGAAACAAGAGAUUUAACCUUAUUGUUAACCUAGAUUCAGCAAAGUUAAAGGGAGACAAUAAAAAGCACACAGUGCCUUCUUAUGAUAGAUUCUGUUUGCUUCCAUCUUUUCAAUCAUGUUUCAUGGGUCGCUUUUAUUAUCUCAGAGUAACCUUUCAUCUUUCUAAUAACACUAUAGUGAAUGUGAAAGUUCCAGUGACAAUACAAAAGUAA
Priceomyces carsonii is the source of this 2181-nucleotide messenger RNA. RefSeq names its product Bul1p (gene BUL1). Gene Ontology annotation, molecular function: ubiquitin-ubiquitin ligase activity. The record is from RefSeq and is a predicted model, not a curated record. NCBI's taxonomy places the organism in Eukaryota, Fungi, Ascomycota, Pichiomycetes, Serinales, Debaryomycetaceae. Bases 1 to 2181 code for a protein of 726 amino acids. Gene Ontology annotation, cellular component: ubiquitin ligase complex. Gene Ontology annotation, biological process: protein monoubiquitination; protein polyubiquitination. The transcript has a single exon.